CGGAUUCGUCGUCCUUUCGUUGCUCAUCGCUCCCGACGACGACAACACUCCCUUCAAGACUAAAACAUGGGUUUCGGGAAAAACAACGUUCUCCACGACAACCAUUUCCGCAAGGACUGGCAGCGCCGAGUCAAGACCUGGUUCGACCAGCCCGGCCGCAAGCUUCGCCGUCGUCAGGCCCGUAAGGCCAAGGCCGCUGCUCUCGGUGUCCGCCCCAUCGCCUCCCUCCGCCCCGCCGUCCGUGGACAGACUGUCCGCUACAACAUCAAGAUCCGUGAGGGUCGUGGAUUCACCCUUGCUGAGCUCAAGGAGGCCGGUAUUGGCAGGAAGGCUGCGCGUGGUGUUGGUAUCGUGGUUGACCACAGGCGCAGGAACUUGAGCGUGGAGGGAAAGCAGUUGAACGUUGAGAGGCUGAAGGCGUACAAGGAGAGGUUGGUCGUCUUCCCCCGGAAAGCCGGCAAGCCCAAGAAGGGCGACUCAUCGGCUGAGGAACUCACCGCCGAGACCACUCGUGCCGCCGUUGCUCUCCCCGACCCCUACGUUGCCGAAGCACCCCGCAAAAUCACCGACGAGGAGCGGGAAUUCUCUGCGUACAAGACACUCCGCAACGCUCGCGCAGAGUCGAGGUACGAGGGUGCCCGCAAGGCCCGCGCUGCCAAGAAGGAGGAGGAGGAGGCUGCCAAGAAGAAGUAAACUACCCGCUGUACUACUUCUGCUGCCCGUCCCCACUACUUUGUCGCGUCGUCUCCUUCAUUAUCACAUGCUCUUCGCUCUCCUUCCCACCACAUGUACACUCAAAAGCUGGGUCCGACCAUUAUGCACCUAGGGUCUCUUGCAAUACAUGCGAUUGUAUGCACUUGAGCGAGCAGCUUGGAGGCAACC
Molecule: messenger RNA, 882 nt
Organism: Stereum hirsutum FP-91666 SS1
Lineage: Eukaryota; Fungi; Basidiomycota; Agaricomycetes; Russulales; Stereaceae
Product: ribosomal protein L13e
Exons: 5
Coding region: 67-693 (208 amino acids)
Biological process (GO): translation
Cellular component (GO): ribosome; cytosolic large ribosomal subunit
Molecular function (GO): RNA binding; structural constituent of ribosome
Source: RefSeq, a predicted model, not a curated record